AUCUAUGAGAAACAGGCCCUCAUCAGACACUGAAUCUACUGGUGCCUUGAUCUUAAACUUCCCAGCCUCUUGAACUAUGAGUGAUAAAUUUAUGUUGUUUAUAAAUUUCUCAGUCUAAGGUAUUCUUUAUAGCAGCCCCAAUGGACUAAGACACUUACCUUUACUAGUGCCUCAAUUUCCUUAUUCAUGUGAAAGGGGAUAGUGCCAAUUCAGAAACUUGCUGAAGGUAAUAAAUAACUCUGUAAGCACGAGGCACUUAGAACUGUGUCUGACUCAUUGCAACCCAUAUGUAAAUGCUAGGUAUCAUAAUGAGGGUCAAGAUACAAAAUUUCUGUGGCAUUGAGAGGAUCAGCUAUAAUUGUUUUAGCCCUCCCAGGACAAAGAUAAUGGUUAAACAUAGUGGCACUAUUCUACUUCCUUUUUUGCUAAUUAUACAAAACCUAUUCUGAAAAGCACAUUUCAUCGCCUGCUCAGAGUCUCCAGUUGGUGACCAAGAGUACAUCUCUUUUCAAAUAGCUGGAUUAGGUCCUCAUGCUGCUGUGGUCAUUGCUGGUCAUCUUUGAUGCAGUCACUGAACAGGCAGAUUCGCUGACCCUUGUGGCGCCCUCUUCUGUCUUCGAAGGAGACAGCAUCGUUCUGAAAUGCCAGGGAGAACAGAACUGGAAAAUUCAGAAGAUGGCUUACCACAAGGAUAACAAAGAGUUAUCUGUUUUCAAAAAAUUCUCAGAUUUCCUUAUCCAAAGUGCAGUUUUAAGUGACAGUGGUAACUAUUUCUGUAGUACCAAAGGACAACUCCUUUUCUGGGAUAAAACUUCAAAUAUAGUAAAGAUAAAAGUCCAAGAGCUCUUUCAACAUCCUGUGCUGACUGCCAGCUCCUUCCAGCCCAUCGAAGGGGGUCCAGUGAGCCUGAAAUGUGAGACCCGGCGCUCUCCACAGAGGUUGGAUGUUCAACUCCAGUUCUGCUUCUUCAGAGAAAACCAGGUCCUGGGGUCAGGCUGGAGCAGCUCUCCGGAGCUCCAGAUUUCUGCCGUGUGGAGUGAAGACACAGGGUCUUACUGGUGCGAGGCAGAAACGGUGACUCACAGGAUCAGAAAACAGAGCCUCCAAUCCCAGAUUCACGUGCAGAGAAUCCCCAUCUCUAACGUAAGCUUGGAGAUCCGGGCCCCCGGGGGACAGGUGACUGAAGGACAAAAACUCAUACUGCUCUGCUCAGUGGCUGGGGGUACAGGAAAUGUCACAUUCUCCUGGUACAGAGAGGCCACAGGAACCAGUAUGGGAAAGAAAACCCAGCGUUCCCUGUCAGCAGAGCUGGAGAUCCCAGCUGUGAAAGAGAGUGAUGCCGGCAAAUAUUACUGUAGAGCUGACAACGGCCAUGUGCCUAUCCAGAGCAAGGUGGUGAAUAUCCCUGUGAGAAUUCCAGUGUCUCGCCCUGUCCUCACCCUCAGGUCUCCUGUGGCCCAGGCUGCAGUGGGGGACCUGCUGGAGCUUCACUGUGAGGCCCUGAGAGGCUCUCCCCCAAUCUUGUACCAAUUUUAUCAUGAGGAUGUCACCCUUGGGAACAGCUCGGCCCCCUCUGGAGGAGGGGCCUCCUUCAACCUCUCUUUGACUGCAGAACAUUCUGGAAACUACUCCUGUGAGGCCAACAACGGCCUGGGGGCCCAGUGCAGUGAGGCAGUGCCAGUCUCCAUCUCAGGACCUGAUGGCUAUAGAAGAGACCUCAUGACAGCCAGAGUUCUCUGGGGACUGUUUGGUGUCCUUGGUUUCACUGGUGUUGCUUUGCUGUUGUAUGCCUUGUUCCACAAGAUAUCAGGAGAAAGUUCUGCCACUAAUGAACCCAGAGGGGCUUCCAGGCCAAAUCCUCAAGAGUUCACCUAUUCAAGCCCAACCCCAGACAUGGAGGAGCUGCAGCCAGUGUAUGUCAAUGUGGGCUCUGUAGAUGUGGAUGUGGUUUAUUCUCAGGUCUGGAGCAUGCAGCAGCCAGAAGGCUCAGCAAACAUCAGGACACUUCUGGAGAACAAGGACUCCCAAGUCAUCUACUCUUCUGUGAAGAAAUCAUAACACUUGGAGGAAUCAGAAGGGAAGAUCAACAGCAAGGAUGGGGCAUCAUUAAGACUUGCUAUAAAACCUUAUGAAAAUGCUUGAGGCUUAUCACCUGCCACAGCCAGAACGUGCCUCAGGAGUCACCUCCUGUCAUUUUUGUCCUGAUGAUGUUUCUUCUCCAAUAUCUUCUUUUACCUAUCAAUAUUCAUUGAACUGCUGCUACAUCCAGACACUGUGCAAAUAAAUUAUUUCUGCUACCUUCUCUUAAGCAAUCAGUGUGUAAAGAUUUGAGGGAAGAAUGAAUAAGAGAUACAAGGUCUCACCUUCAUCUACUGUGAGGUGAUGAGAACAGGACUUGAUAGUGGUGUAUUAACUUAUUUAUGUGCUGCUGGAUACAGUUUGCUAAUAUUUUGUUGAGAAUUUUUGCAAAUAUGUUCAUUGGGAAUAUUGGCCUGAAAUUUUCUUUUCCACUGUGUCUCUGCCAGAAUGUUUGUAUCAGGCUGAUGCUGGCUUCAUAGAAUGAGUUAGGCAGGAGCCCUUCCUCCUUGAUUUUUUGGCAUAGUUUCAGCAGGAUUGGUACCAGUUAUUCUUUCUGCAUCUUGUAGAAUUCAGCUAUGAAUCCAUCUGGUCUAGGGCUUUUGUGUUGGUGGGUAAGUUUUUUAUUACUAAUUCAACUUCAGCGCUUGAUAUUGGUCUAGGAAGGGUUUCUGUCUCUUCCUGGUUCAAUCUUGGGAGAUUGUGUGUUUCCAGGAAUUUAGCUGUUUCCUCCAGAUUUUCUUCCUUAUGUGCAUCGACUUGAGUGUAAACAUAACUUAUAUGCACUGGGAAACCAAAAAAUCUGUGUGACUUGCUUUAUUGCAGCAUUUGUUUUAUUUUGGUAGUCUGGAACUGAACCUGCAAUAUCACCAAAGUAUGCAUAUAGUUGCAAAAAUGUGAUUUUUGACAUAGUAAAUAUGAGUAUUUGCAAUAAACUAUGAUAUUACUUUUGUAAGUAUAUAGAAUAAAAUGUAAAUAAUCUAUA
Messenger RNA from Pan troglodytes (chimpanzee), 3061 nucleotides. It is a transcript of the gene FCRL2, whose product is annotated as Fc receptor like 2. The coding region runs from base 532 to 2058 and encodes 508 amino acids. Gene Ontology annotation, molecular function: transmembrane signaling receptor activity. NCBI's taxonomy places the organism in Eukaryota, Metazoa, Chordata, Mammalia, Primates, Hominidae. The transcript has 12 exons. Gene Ontology annotation, cellular component: external side of plasma membrane. The record is from RefSeq and is a predicted model, not a curated record. Gene Ontology annotation, biological process: immune response; cell surface receptor signaling pathway.